Messenger RNA from Oncorhynchus gorbuscha (pink salmon), 7779 nucleotides. RefSeq names its product A disintegrin and metalloproteinase with thrombospondin motifs 19-like. Lineage: Eukaryota; Metazoa; Chordata; Actinopteri; Salmoniformes; Salmonidae. Gene Ontology annotation, cellular component: extracellular matrix. Gene Ontology annotation, molecular function: metalloendopeptidase activity. Gene Ontology annotation, biological process: extracellular matrix organization; proteolysis. The record is from RefSeq and is a predicted model, not a curated record.
GUGUGCUCUCUACCGCUCAGUGCGCGCUGUCCAUACAUCAAAAUACACUUCUAUACAAAUCUCUCUCUCUCUCUCUCCUAUGCUGACUUUUUGAUUUUUACAGUGCAGGAUACGGAGUCAUUCAUUUGGAAACACGUUCAUGUGAGAGAGGAGAGAGGCGCAUUUACCGGGAGAUGGGGGAAAAGUAUCAGGCAGCGCAUAGACAACACAGAAUUUGACUAAUGUGCGUGGAGAGCAACUUUGUUUAACGACACUGUAAAGGUUAAUUGAACAAUAACUGAAUAUGCAUCUAAAGCGCAUCUUCAGUCUCCUCCACCAGUUAUGUUUUCUUGGAGCAUUUGCCAUUGCAGAUCCACACCCCUUCCAGGAAUCCGAGUCCGAAAUUAUUUUCCCGGAGGUUUUUCCAGAUACAGGUCCACCGGCUCCUGAUAAACCAAAUAGCCGAGAGACUGACGCCAGCGCCGGAGCUCCGGAUAAACCAACUAGCCGAGAGACUGACGCCAGCGCCGGGAGCAGCUCUCGGGAGAUUCGUUCCAUUUCAAACUGGGAAGAGUACGAAUCUCCAGAGCUAUACCAUUGGGAACCUCAAGGACCGCAAACGGCUGCUUCCACAGGGCUGAGACUCAGAAUUCCUGCUUUUGGCAGGGACCUGCACCUCAUCCUGAAGAGAGACACUCGAUUUCUGUCCCAGAAAUUCAUGGUGGAGAGCAGACAGAAAGCACAAAAGGCAUCUCGGAGCAGUAUGCCAGUUUCGUCCGCUGCCAACACAGAAGAGAGAGGAUGCUAUUACAGCGGAACUGUUCUUAAUUACGCAGGAUCCAUUGCCUCAUUCAGCACCUGCGCAGGACUGAUGGGCUUCAUUCAACUCAAUGGAGACUUCCUCUACAUCGAGCCUGUCAAUAAAACGCUGGCCGUCACGGGACAGGCCCACCGCGUGUACAGGAGGAAGCGCUCCACCACCGAGGAGAGACAGACAGACAAGCAGACGACAGACAAACAGACAAGCAGCAACUAUUGUGGAGUCAUUCCAGAAAGACAGAAGAGUAAGAACAGGAAGCUGUCUGAGGGAGGCAGAGGGAAACGGUACUUGUAUAAACUACUCCACGAGUACAACGUGGAGACUGUGGUGGUGGCCGACCCAGCUAUGGUCAGCUACCACGGCUCAGAGGCAGCCAAACGAUUCAUCCUCACCAUCAUGAAUAUGGUUUUCAACUUGUUUCAGCACAAGAGCCUGGGAAUACAGAUUAAUAUCAGAUUGACUAAACUUGUGCUGCUUCACGAAACACCAUCAGACAUGUACAUUGGUCACCAUGGUGAGAAGAUGCUGGAGAGUUUCUGUCGUUGGCAGCAGGAGGAGUAUGGGAAGAAGAGUGUGAUGUCAGACUUCAGCACUCGGUGGAGGGAGGACCUACCCUCUGUGGACACGGCCAUUCUAAUCACACGGAAGGAUUUCUGCGUGCAUAAAGAUGAACCCUGUGACACUGUAGGCAUUGCCUACCUGAGCGGCAUGUGCAGCGAGAGAAGGAAAUGCAUCCUAGCUGAGGACAACGGCCUCAACCUAGCCUUUACCAUCGCUCACGAAAUGGGCCACAACAUGGGUGUGAGUCACGACAACGACCACCAGUCAUGUGCGGACGGCCUCCACAUCAUGUCGGGAGAAUGGGUCAAAGGUCAGAACCUGGGCGAUGUUUCCUGGUCUGGCUGUAGCCGUGACGACGUGGAGAAGUUCCUCCGGUCCAAGGCCAGUAGUUGUCUCCUCCAGACCGACCCGCUGAGCUUGAACUCAGUGAUCCUGCCAUUCAAACACCCAGGGAUGACUUACACGGCAGAGGAACAGUGUCAGAUCCUCUUCGGAACCACCGCCUCCCACUGUCAAAACAUGCAGUAUGUGAUGUGUUCAGGGCUGUGGUGCCGGGUGGAUGGAGAGAAGGACUGUAAAACCAAACUGGACCCACCCAUGGAUGGCACAGAGUGUGACCCAGGAAAGUGGUGUCGUGCUGGGGAGUGUGUGAGCAGAGCGGUGCCAGUGGAGCAAGCCAUGGGAGAGUGGAGCACCUGGGGGUCCUGGGGAACCUGCAGUCCAACCUGCAGCACUGGCAUCAGUGGACGCCAGCGCAAGUGUGAGAGUCCCAGUGGGAAAAGCCGGGACUGUGUCGGCUCCAGGAUGCAGUACAGGCUGUGUGAGAACCUACCCUGCCCUGCUGGGAGCCCCAGCUUCAGAGACCAACAAUGCCAGACCUUCAAUCGCCCCUCCCUGCACUGGCACUCCGUCAUGGAUGAUGAGAGGCCCUGUACACUGUUCUGUUCCUCCACAGGGAAAGAACAACCCCGCCUCCUGGCUGAGAAGGUGCUGGAUGGAACCUCCUGCGGCUCUCAGGAGUCAGGCCUCUGUGCCAACGGGACAUGUCAGAAAGUGGGCUGUGACAGGAUCCUGAGUUCGAUGGCAAGAGAGGACCACUGUGGGGUGUGUAAUGGCAACGGCAAGUCUUGUAAAGUCAUCAAGGGGAACUUCAACCACACCAAAGGAGCAGGCUAUGUGGAAGCUGUGAUCAUCCCCAAAGGGGCCAGGAGAAUCAGAGUGAUGGAAGAAAAGCCUGCACAGAGUUAUUUGGCACUCAAAGACACAAACAAGCAUUCCAUCAACAGCGACUGGAAGAUAGACCGCCCAGGAGCCUUCAACAUGGCGGGCACCACCGUUCACUACGUCCGGAGAGGACUGUGGGAGAAAAUGUCAGCCAGAGGUCCCACUACCUCCCCGUUGCAUCUCAUGGUGCUGCUGUUCAAUGAGCAGAACCAUGGCAUCCAUUACGAGUACACCAUCCCCACAGAGGCUAGCAUGGAACCCCAGGGGGGGUUAGGACCGGGGGCCAUGCCCAGCGAACCCCUCUUCAUGUGGACCCACUCUGGCUGGGAGGACUGCCAUGCCGUGUGUGGAGGAGGAGAAAGAAAGACAAUCGUCACCUGCACUAACAUUGUCAACAAAACUACAAGCGUGGUGGACAACCGAAGAUGUCGUCACCUGACCAAACCUGAGCCUCAAGUCCGCAAGUGCAAUGAGCAGCCCUGCCAGACAAGGUGGAUGAUGACUGAGUGGACGUCUUGCUCUCGUACCUGUGGUAGAGGCUCUCAGAGCAGACAGGUAGCCUGCACCUUGCAGCUAGCCAACGGCACCCUGGUCAAAGCCAAGGACCGCGACUGUGCCGGCCCCAAGCCGGCCCCCAACCAGCGCUGCGAGGGCCAGGACUGUCUCACCGUGUGGGAGGCUGGCGUGUGGUCUGAGUGCUCGGUGAAGUGUGGGCGGGGGGCACGCCAUCGGCUGGUGAAGUGCACCAACCCACGGAAAAAGUGUGACCUGUCGACCCUACCCCGUGAGACGGAGGACUGUGAGGACUACUCCAAGUGUUACAUCUGGAGGACAGGAGACUGGGCCAAGUGCUCGGUCACCUGUGGCAAAUUGCAGUCCCGGGUUAUCCAGUGCAUGCACAAAUCACCGGGCAGCCACGGGGAAGAGUGCUUCUCGUUUAUCGAGAAGCCAGCUGGGGAAGACCGGCCAUGUCAGCAGCAGGCGUGCAACGAGAGGAUCAAUCUUAACAUCACCUCGCCACGCCUGGCUGCCCUGACGUUCAAGUGUUUACGGGACCAGUGGCCGGUUUACUGCAAAGUCAUCCGCGAGAAGAACCUCUGCCAAGACAUGCGCUGGUAUCAACGCUGCUGUGAAACAUGCCGGGACUUUUACGCACAGAAGAUGCAGCAGAGGAGUUGACCCUCCCCUCACCCCCUCGCCCCCUCCUUCCAGGGGCGAAUUUAGGUGUCAUAUCCUAUUUAUGUAUAUCAAGUGCACUUAUUCCAACACGAGGGAUGGACAGAACACACCUGUUUCAACCUAACCAGCUGUAGAUUAUAAGCACUGUAAAUGUGUGAUUAGUUCGUUGUGUUAUUGGUAUUGAGUCGAUACUAUGUCAUGUUAUUGGUAUUGAGUCCAUACCAUGUCAUGUUAUUGGUAUUGAGUUGAUACUAUGCUCAUGUUAUUGGUAUUGAGUCAAUACUAUGGUAAUCUUAUUGGUAUUGAGUCGAUACUAUGGGAAUGUUAUUGGUAUUGAGUCGAUACUAUGGUCAUCUUAUUGGUAUUGAGUCGAUAAUAUGUCAUGUCAUUGGUAUUGAGUCGAUACUAUGGUCAUCUUAUUGGUAUUGAGUCGAUACUAUGGUAAUUUUAUUGGUAUUGAGUCGAUACUAUGGUCAUCUUAUUGGUAUUGAGUCGAUACUAUGUCAUUUCAUUGGUAUUGAGUCGAUACUAUGGUAAUCUUAUUGGUAUUGAGUCGAUACUAUGGUCAUCUUAUUGGUAUUGAGUCGAUACUAUGUCAUGUCAUUGGUAUUGAGUCGAUACUAUGGUCAUGUUAUUGAGGUUGAAUCGAUACUAUGUUAUUAGUAUUGAGUGGAUAUUAUGCUCAAGUUAUUGGUAUGUAGUCGAUACUAUGCUCAUGUUACUGGUAUUGAGUCCAUGCUAUUGCCAUCUUUUUGGUAUUGAGUCCAUACUAUGGUAAUGUUAUUGGUAUUGAGUCGAUAUUAUGCUCAUGUUACUGGUAUUGAGUCCAUGCUAUUGCCUUCUUUUUGGUAUUGAGUCGAUACUAUGGGAAUGUUAUUGGUAUUGAGUCGAUACUAUGGGAAUGUUAUUGGUAUUGAGUCGAUACUGUGGUAAUCUUAUUGGUAUUGAUUCAAUACUAUAGUCAUGUUAUUGAGGUUGAAGCGAUACUAUGUCAUGUUAUUGGUAUUGAGUCCAUAUUAUGUCAUGUUAUUGGUAUUGAGUCGAUACUGUGUUCAUGUUACUGAGGUUGAAUCGAUAAUAUGUCAUGUUAUUGGUUUUGAGUCGAUACUAACUAUGGUCAUGUUAUUGGUAUUGAGUCGAUACUAUGUCAUGUUAUUGGUAUUGAGUCGGUCUAAGCACAUCUCUUUUGAGGGUGUAAUUGUUGACCAGCCUUCACCUGGGAUCCGUUGAGCUGAUAUACUGUAGAUCUACAUAAGGAUCCAACUCUUUGGUGUUUUUGGAGAAGUUUUUGUUUUUAAUAAUGUUAAUUCAUGCUAAUAUUUUGUAAAUGUCUUACAAUUUUCCAUACUGUAUUUUUUUCUGAUUUAUCUUCAUUAAUAUCACAUUGAAAAUCAGGCAAAAUCCAUCAAGGUAUACCACUUGUAGUUUCCAAUAGUUCAGUUAACCCCGUAUAAUGUAACCAAUGCAAUAGUGCCAAAAGUGCAAACUACAAACUUCAUUAAGCGUACCAUCGGACCUAGGUCUACUGGUUUCCUAUCCGUUUCUUCCCCCCAAAAAACAGAAUGUCCCGCACACUGUUUAUGCUCCCAGGUACCACUGUCUAUCGGACAACAUUUCCAUCUGUAAGGAUCUUCAUCAGGUCAAAACAACCAGACAAAACAACCAGACAAAACAACCAGACAAAACAACCAGACAAAACAACCAGUCAAAACAACCAGACAAAACAACCAGACAAAACGACCAGACAAAACGACCAGACAAAACGACCAGACAAAACGACCAGACAAAACGACCAGACAAAACGACCAGACAAAACAACCAGACAAAGAUCCUUGUGGAUGGAACCGUUGUCUGAUAAAAGGUGUUAUUUGGGAGCAUAAUCCGUGUGUUUUGAACUUUCUGAGGUUUUUCUUCUCAAGUUGACUUCUUUAGCCCAGCACAAACAUUUCUAUCUAUUUCAGCAUUGGUGAACUUCAUGCUAUCUGCUUGGUAUAGCCACUGCUGAGACUUUGGCUUCCAGCCGUGAGUAAUUACAAUGACGUUCUUGUCUUUCGUCAAGUUUAGCAAAAAUGUGUUUAGAGACACAAAUGGUACUGUAUGUUUAAUCUAUCUCAAACAGAAUUCACAAUACUGUCCAUUUAGAAGCAAUACUGAAAGCAUUACAGCUGCAAAGACUCUUACAUUUGAUUGAUAUGAUGUUUUAGGGUUUAGGACUUUCAGCUCUUCAUUUGCUUUGUACAUGUUUGGCUUAAUGUCGAACACUGUAAGCAACAAUGUGGCUUUGGAAGGAUUUGGAUAAUUGAUGAUACUUCUAAUAACGACAGCAAAUAUAUUCUUAUUAUUAACGUGCUGUUUAUGUGGUGCUAAUUAGUGUACUUGAGUGAACUUUUGGGGAUCUAAGCUUAAACAUAAAGUGUUGCCAAAUAGCCGAGGCUUGCUUAAAGUUGGAGAAAAUACCUUAUUGUAACAUUUACUGAAUUAAUCUAUGUCUAUGCAUAUGUUAACAAUAGUGCUGGCCUUAGGAUCUGAUGGGACUGAAACAAUUGUGUGGAAAGCUUGAGGACACCAAUCUUCUCCGUCAAAUUUAACAUCAGGGGUGUGUUCAGUACGUCAUACGGUCUUCAACGUUUAAUUCAACGGAAAUGGUACUGUACUGAACGACCAGUUGAGGAACGGUGUAUGGUGUGUGUGCUGCCUAAACCAGAUCUUUACCAUGAUAAGGCCUUGCUCGACAUUGCGGUGUCAGGUUUGUCCUGCGUCUUGUGAGAUUGUAUGGUGUGUGGUGUGCUGCACGAGUUUUGCGAUUUAAAAUGGUCACACGCAUAUUUUGAUCGGCCCACACGUAUAUUGAUCAGUUCACACCCAUAUUGAUCAGGCCACACCCAUAUUGAUCAGGCCACACCCAUAUUGAUCAGGCCACACCCAUAUUGAUCAGUUCACACCCAUAUUGAUCAGGCCACACCCAUAUUGAUCAGGCCACACCCACCAAACGGGAGCAAACAUACCUGAAAGGCUGUUACGGGAACGCUGUGCAUCCCUUGGGGGGAAAUGUAGUUCAGUAGCAAACGUUGAAUCGAACUGAAUGCAUCCCAGUUACGCGCACGGAUCUCUCCAAGUUAGGAUUUGGAUCUAAGUGUCUUCAGGAGGGUUUCUAAAGGGAAAUUAUCCUCCAUUUUAAAUCACAUGAUCUGUAUCGAUAUUUCAAAAUGUGUUUCAAAAUCACUAAAGGGACAUUAUUUAGUCAUAUAGUAAACUAUCAUCCAUAUUUCCGUCAAAUAGUUAGUACAGUAUGGCCGACCUUGGUUGUGUACACCAGGAUGAGCCCACGGCUGUCUUGUAUGUUAAAGUCAAUGUUAGAACGACAACAUCUGAACAGCAAGCUGCUUCACUAGAACAAUCUGCUGUACAUCCUAUUCACACAACGAUGACCAUUUCUAGUGUAUCACUCCACGGCCCUCUACUUGAAUAGAGAUAAUGUAGAACUAGGAUACACUGUACAUGUUUCUAGUGUAUCACUCCACGGCCCUCUACUUGAAUAGAGAUAAUGUAGAACUAGGAAACACUGUACAUGUUUCUAGUGUAUCACUCCACGGCCCUCUACUUGAAUAGAGAUAAUGUAGAACUAGGAAACACUGUACAUGUUUACACUGAAGUACUGCUGCACUGGUAUAUGGGUUGGCUCCGGGGUGAAGUAUCCCCUAGGUACUGUUCCUAGCGUCUAGGGGCAACUUCACCCUACUCUGGUUCCCAUGAGCCCUCAGUCUAGGCGUCACAUGGUGCAAAAAAAUACUGCUUGGUUUACACCUUCUGUCAUUGGCUGAAAACAAGUUGAAGUUGAGUGUCGUUGAAUUGAAUUAAAAUUGACAUUUUAUAGCACUGUUAAGGCCGUGUCAUUUUUUAUUGGCUUCCUACAUACCUGUGUGUCGCGUUGUCUCGUAAUGUCUUGCGGUUGUGUAGGAGAAAAAACUGCCUGCAUAUCAUGCUCCUGAGAAAAUAAUAAAAUAGAUUCUCCAUUA